Molecule: messenger RNA, 987 nt
Organism: Fonsecaea multimorphosa CBS 102226
Lineage: Eukaryota; Fungi; Ascomycota; Eurotiomycetes; Chaetothyriales; Herpotrichiellaceae
Exons: 1
Coding region: 1-987 (328 amino acids)
Source: RefSeq, a predicted model, not a curated record
AUGGAAGGCAGAAAGUUCAAGCAUUUGACCCCCGAACAAGUCGAUUGCUUCAUGAAACAUGGGUACCUGCGUAUUCCUGAAUGCUUCACGCGUGAGGCUGCGGAGGAAUGGACGAAGGAUGUCUGGGUCAGGCUCGGCUUUGACCCCAAAAACCCCGACACCUGGACUACCGAAAGGACCAACAUGCCGGGACAUGGAGAGAAGUCGGUCAAGGACUUCGCGCCCAAGGCAUACGACGCCAUCUGUGAGAUAGUUGGAGGGGAAGAGCGCAUCACUGAAGAAUCCAAAACGUGGAGAGACAGCUUCAUCGUCAACCUGGGAACAAAAGAGCACGAAGGCAAGGAAGCCCACCCUAAAGAAUUGAAUGGGUGGCAUGUGGAUGGAGACUUUUUCGUCCAUUUCCUAGACUCGCCCGAGCAGGGGCUGUUGGUGAUCCCUCUGUUCACGGAUAUUUUGCCCAACGGCGGCGGCACCUGGAUCUGCUCCGAAGGCAUCCCAAAGAUCGGAAACUGGCUGUACGACCAUCCCAAGGGCGUGCUUCCACGAAUGACGCCAAUCGGAUCGACUGAAAAUUAUGAAAAUGGCCUGCAGUUCUAUUCCACAGUCGUCCAAGGCUGUGACGACGAGUCCUUCCACGAGAUGACCGGGUCGGUCGGGGAUGUCAUCUUGCUACAUCCCUUGAUGUUGCACUCGGCCUCCAAGAAUGGACGCCGUUUACCGCGGAUCAUCACCAAUCCACCUGUGUCGCUGGUGGAGCCGUUCAACUUUGAUCGCGAGGACGAGAGCCAGUAUAGUCUCGUUGAGCUUAAGACGAUCAAGGAGCUCGGGGGACAGGACAGACUGAGGGGAUGGAAAAUCCAAGGGAAGAGGGACACGGUCGUGCCGGAGCGAGUUAGACGUCAAGCUCGGAUGUUGGAGGAAGAAAAGAGGCGGCUGAAAGAGCGGGAGUCGCAGAGCCAGAAGCCGCAGGCCGUUGCUGUUGCAUAG